CUCUCUCAAUGCACCCACUCUCUCACUACUACUACUACUACACCUCCUCCUAAUCUUCCCCCUACAUCCUCCAUGACAUUUUCAUACAGAUUCAAACUCAAGAUAUCUUGCUACUGGCAGAACAUGCACCCCUCAUGAACCGUGCUCCAUGUGAGACUUCCCGGCGAUCAUAAGACAAUUGCCCCCCCUCUACAAUUCAACCCCCGAUCUCCCCAACGUCCAGCCGGACAGACGGCGUCAUCGCCCUCCGGCGGCCCCUACAACCCCGGAUUCCAAUCAUCCCCCUCCUAUCCACGCAUCGCAUACUUUCUACCCUGCACUACCACCGCACGGAGAAAUAUAGUACUUCGCCCUCGGUGAUCGGAGAGCGAUAAUCUGAACGGUAAUAUCCAACCCGACGAACACAACCUCUCCCCGCGCCCGCCAUUCGGGCCCCCCCGGAACGAGUUUCUAAGGAAGAUGGAGCCCCGCAAAACGCCCCCGGAGUACUUCCUUGAGAUAUUCGCCGACACCACCACCGUUCGAGACGUCUUAAAGGGCAUCCUCAACCUAAUCUUCUUCCACCGAUACUUCCCCUCCAUCCGACCCACCACCUUUGACGUUCUAGACUUCACGCUCCCCGCCAUCAACGACGUCGACCUCGAAACCCUCAUCGACUCGCGCAUCAGCUCCCUCGUCCGCCAACACUCGGCAACCAGCGGCGGCACCUACGAAGGUGGUAGCGGCAGCGGUGGUGGUAGUGGCAGUGUCGGGGGCGGCGUCCGCGGCCGCAUCGCAGUGGAAUUCUACGAGAAGCGCCGCCGACGCUCCGGGAUAUGGUUCGGCGGCCUCGCAGGCAAAGGUGAGGAGGAAGUAUGCUGGGAGGUCUGGAAUCUGGACGUGACUAUCGCCACGCCACGGACUGAAUCUGAACGGGCCAAGGUCCGCAAAGCAAUGGAGAAUAUGCUGCAGAAGGCCGCCCUGAAGAUCCUCGCCGUGGUCAAUCGCGAUAAGGAUCAUAUUCCACCCAUCACGACCAGCGACUCCAAUCCCUUCCCUUAUCGCAUUGUCCUCAACCCGCGCACAGAUGGGUGGCAGAAUAGGUUUGGGCUGUAUUAAGAGGAAGUUUGGGAGAGAGGGGAGUCCACCCUCAGCGGUCUUGUCUGCUUGCAUUCAUAUUCGCAUUUGCGUUGGCUGGGCUACAGAUACCCAGGGCAUUUUCAUCUUGUUGAAUUCUAUCUAACUAUUCAUUUCCACCCCCGGCGGUGUCUGGCACCCCAAGGGUUUUUUAAGCAUCACUCAUCUGACUUUCGUCUCGCGGUGGGCCAAUCUAUCCAAAUCUUGUGGAUGUACUGUACUAGACGACUUUUGGAUUAUGUUAGUCCCCUUUGAGUUGUCAUGUCUUGACUCUCGACGUUUCAGGGCGAAUAUGUCAUAUACUUGGGAGCAGGAAACCAAUCAAAGACGCA
This is a messenger RNA of Aspergillus japonicus CBS 114.51, 1448 nucleotides long. RefSeq names its product autophagy-related protein 101. The transcript is spliced from 3 exons. Gene Ontology annotation, biological process: autophagosome assembly; autophagy. Bases 460 to 1098 code for a protein of 212 amino acids. Gene Ontology annotation, cellular component: phagophore assembly site. The record is from RefSeq and is a predicted model, not a curated record. Lineage: Eukaryota; Fungi; Ascomycota; Eurotiomycetes; Eurotiales; Aspergillaceae.